GUUUGCAAUGCUGAAUUUCCAAGAAGAAAUUGUGAGCGAGCUGGUCCAGGAGAACGCCCUGGCUGUCGUCGCCGCGGGCCUCGGUCUCCCAUCCAUCCUCGCCGCUCUCGUUCGCUUGCAUUCCUCCUCCAGUGGCGUCCUCUUCCUCCUGUCGGUGCCGGAUGACCUACGCAGAGGUCUGCGCGACGAGCUCCAGGCGCAAGACAUUGGAGCGGAGCAGCCUGUGGAGAUCAACACGCAGUUCACGGCGGCGGAGAGGGCGGAGAUGUAUUCCAAGGGCGGCGCCUUCCUUGUCACGUCUAGGAUCCUUGUGGUGGACAUGCUCAACGAGAGAGUCCCCUUCCACAAGGUAGCGGGGAUUAUUGUGAAUAAUUCGCACAGAAUGACCGAGACGUGUGCAGAGGCUUUCAUCGUCAGGCUCUACCGAUCCAAGAACAAGGCAGGCUACGUGAGAGGCAUCUCGGACCAAGCUCGAGGCCUCACUUCCGGAUUCAUGAAGAUGGAGAGGGUGAUGAAGAGUUUGCUGGUUAAGAAGCUCAAUCUCUGGCCUCGAUUCCACCUCUCCAUCGCCACCGCGCUGGAGGAGAGCCCUCCCGACGUGGUGGACAUUCGAGUUCCUCUCACCCCCAGCAUGCUCGCUAUACAAAACGCCAUCCUCGAAGUGAUGGACGCUUGCUUGAAGGAGCUGAGGAAGACCAACAAGGUGGACGUGGAGGAUCUCACCGUGGAGAAUGGCCUCUUCAAGUCGUUCGACGAGAUCGUUCGCAUGCAGCUGGAUCCCAUUUGGCAUACCAUUGGAAGAAAGACGAAGCGGCUCGUUGCCGACCUGAAGACGCUGAGGAAGCUUGCGGAGUAUCUCAUACGCUACGAUGCGGUCACCUUUCUCAAGUACUUGGACACGGUGCGAGCCUCGGAGGGUGUCAAGUCGGUCUGGGUUUUUGCGGGGCCUGCUCACCGGAUCUUUGAGCUGGCGAAACGGAGAGUUUAUCAGAUUGUGAGGACGGAUGGAGAACAGGUGGAAUCUUUAGUCAAGCAAGCAAGCCCAGCUGUGAGCAAAGGAAAAGCUCAGAGCAAGAACAAGAGGAGAAGAGAACAAGAGGAAGAGGAGGCAGACGCCAAAGUUUCUGGAAAGGGAGUGGAAUUGGAAGUUGUUGCAGAAGAAAUGCCCAAGUGGAAAGUCUAUAAGGAAAUUUUAGAGGAAAUACAGCAAGAGAUACAGAGCCGCCCUGCAGACUUGCCAGAAGAUUCCUGGAAAAGUGAAGCUCGUGUUCUGGUGGCUUGCAAGGAUGAGCGCACUGCCUGGCAGCUUCAACGUUUUAUUUUGAAAGGACCGGAAGAGCUUAUGCGAGAGGAGUGGAAUAAUUAUUUACUGGCUAAGGCGGAACUUCACGGUAUGACCCUGCGAGACAAAAAGAAAAGCCGCUCAAAACCUCAAGCUCAACCUCAGAGUGCUCAUGGCCUCGUCGAGCAGACUGCUCUUCUUGCUGCAUGCGCUGAAGUCGUAGCACUGAAUAAAAUGGAGGAGUCCAGCGAGGCCGGUACUUCGGGCAAACGUUGCAAAGGAAAGGGGAAAAGAAAGAAAAGGCCCGACAACACAGAGCAGCAAGUUUCGGAAGAGCCUGUGAUUCCUUUGCAAAACACUGGAGCAACAGACAUGUCUUUGGAAAACGUCGGUGCAUCAUCGCUUGUUCCUCCAGUUCAGUAUUAUGCUUUGGAAAGUGACCAGUACCGGAUACUGGACACUACAGGGCCUUCUUACGUGAUUGUCUACGAUCCAGACAUGAAGUUUGUCAGGGAAAUGGAGGUUUUCAAGGCCAAACAUCCACAGAGACGUCUGAAAGUAUAUUUUCUGUUCUACGAGGAGUCCACUGAAGGAAAGAAGUUUGAGGCAAGCAUCCAACGUGAAACAACGGCCUUUGAAACGUUAAUCAGGCAAAAGGCAUCGAUGAUCAUUCCUGUUGAUCAGACAUUGGAUGUGCCAAGUCCUCAAGCACCUAGUUCAGUCUCUUCCAGGAAAGCCGGAGGAAGGAAAAAUAUGGAAAAGCAUAUGCAGAUUGUGGUCGACAUGCGUGAAUUUUCUAGCAGUCUUCCUUGUGUGCUGCAUCAACAAGGCAUGCGGAUUUUGCCAGUGACACUAGAAGUUGGGGACUACGUUCUGUCGCCAGAAAUUUGCGUAGAACGCAAAAGCAUUGCGGACUUGUACGCGAGCUUUUCCUCUGGCAGACUGUAUCAUCAAGCCGAGACGAUGACACGUUAUUACAGACUCCCCGUCCUUCUCAUAGAGUUCUCACAAGACAAAAGCUUCUCCUUACAGUCUGCAAACGAAGUUGGAGAUGAUAUUGUGCCUGCAAAUAUCGUGUCCAAGAUGUCUUUGCUGGUUUUGCACUUUCCUCGUCUUCGGAUAGUAUGGUCCCGCAGUUUACAUGCGACGGCGGAGCUGUUUGCGACCUUGAAAGCAAACCAAGAUGAACCCGACGCUGAACGGGCUAUGCGUGUUGGCGUUCCAACGGAAGAUGGGCUCAUCGAAGGCGAUGUCCGAGCCGAGAAUUACAACACGACCGCAGUGGAGAUGCUACGUCGUCUGCCUGGAGUCACAGAUGCCAAUUACAGAACAAUCAUGGACGGCUGUAAGAGCCUGGCGGAGCUCAGCAUUAUGCCUUUUGAGCAGCUGGCUGAGCUGAUGGGUGGCCAAAGGCCUGCUCGUAUGCUCCGGGAUUUUCUCGACGCAAAGUUCCCAACGCUUUAGAGCAAGGGAAGGAGAAAUGCUUGCCAAGUUGGUCCUUUUAUUCCUACUUUCUCUCCUUCCCAGUUUCAUCAGGCUGUUUGUCUUCUCACUCCUUACAAGCUACAACCCUCCGGCCGCCUCGAUCCUAGAGAGCCGAUCUCCCCCCAUAAUUCACAAAGGUUAAGCUUUUAGCGUUUUUCCAACGCUCUCUUACUGUCGCUCUCUCGCGCAGGGAAGAUUACGAAGAAUCUCCCGCUAGAAAAGGCAGUACGGUACGUCGAUCUCGCGCUAAGUUGACUCCAAACGCUCGGAAAACAAGGCUUUGUUUUGUUCGUAGAGGGCUCAGCAGCUUUUCUUCCACAGGCACUGUCAAUGCGGCCAAGAUUCCUACGGAUCCCGUCCGUACGUACGCUCCCCAUGCAUGAUGGGUAUGACCAUAUGGCGCACGCAUGGAUGGGAUGUAUGGUGAUGAUGACGCGUGUCCCUUUAACUUAAAUGAAGUUAAAAAGUUAGGUGGGGGAUGGAAUAUUCUCCACCCUCUUUA
Molecule: messenger RNA, 3269 nt
Organism: Selaginella moellendorffii
Lineage: Eukaryota; Viridiplantae; Streptophyta; Lycopodiopsida; Selaginellales; Selaginellaceae
Product: DNA repair endonuclease UVH1
Exons: 9
Coding region: 8-2746 (912 amino acids)
Biological process (GO): resolution of meiotic recombination intermediates; nucleotide-excision repair involved in interstrand cross-link repair; double-strand break repair via homologous recombination
Cellular component (GO): nucleotide-excision repair factor 1 complex
Molecular function (GO): single-stranded DNA binding; single-stranded DNA endonuclease activity; damaged DNA binding
Source: RefSeq, a predicted model, not a curated record